Eurypyga helias (sunbittern) is the source of this 620-nucleotide messenger RNA. It is a transcript of the gene DUSP15, whose product is annotated as dual specificity phosphatase 15. The record is from RefSeq and is a predicted model, not a curated record. The annotation marks the transcript as partial. Gene Ontology annotation, molecular function: protein tyrosine/serine/threonine phosphatase activity. NCBI's taxonomy places the organism in Eukaryota, Metazoa, Chordata, Aves, Eurypygiformes, Eurypygidae. The transcript is spliced from 6 exons. Gene Ontology annotation, cellular component: cytosol. Gene Ontology annotation, biological process: protein dephosphorylation; transforming growth factor beta receptor signaling pathway; positive regulation of JNK cascade.
AUGCCAAAGACCUGGAGCAGUUAAGCCGGAACAAGAUCACCCACAUCAUUUCGAUCCAUGAGUCUCCCCAGCCCCUGCUGCAGGACAUUACCUACCUCCGCAUCCCCCUGCCCGACACCCCCGAGGCCAACAUCAAGAGACACUUCAAGGAAUGCAUCAGUUUUAUCCACCAGUGUCGCCUGCAUGGAGGGAACUGCCUCCUGAUCCACCCAGGAUCCACCCUCGGCUGUGGCUUCCUCGCCGGCAUCUCCCGCAGCACCACCGUGGUCGUUGCUUACGUCAUGGCCGUCACGGAGCUGAGCAGCCAGGAGGUGCUGGAGGCCAUCCGAACCGUCCGGCCCGUCGCCAACCCCAACCCCGGCUUCAGACAGCAGCUGGCUGACUUCGGCAGCGGCGCAGCCCGCAAGGUCCGCAGGUCCCUGAAGCAGAGGUAUGGGACAUCCCCUUUCAACGACGAGGCAGAAAUAAAGGCUUUGCUGCCAGCGGGGAGAGGAGGACCGACCAGGACAGAGGGAGCUCUGCAAGGACUGGUCCCAAGAGCCAGAGACAUCAGAAGCACGACUCCCUUCCUGCUGCGGGUGAAGAGGACGUUCUCCUGCAUCCCAGCUUGUCUGAAGUGA